Humulus lupulus (European hop) is the source of this 993-nucleotide messenger RNA. RefSeq lists its product as uncharacterized. The record is from RefSeq and is a predicted model, not a curated record. NCBI's taxonomy places the organism in Eukaryota, Viridiplantae, Streptophyta, Magnoliopsida, Rosales, Cannabaceae. Bases 1 to 993 code for a protein of 330 amino acids. The transcript is spliced from 3 exons.
AUGAAGGUGCCAAAGACUAUCACUUACAAUAGUCUUGUUGAUCAAUUGUAUACUUUAAUCGUAGCUGACAAGUCUCGUAUUGAUCUUGACUUAAAUGUAAUCUAUCAUUUUGGAAGUAAAGUUGAAACCAAAGUGAAUGAUGAUUUUUGCAUUGAUGGCAAUGAAGACAGUUGUGAUGAUGAUAAUAAUGAUGCAGAUGGCAAUGAAGAUAGUUGUGAUGGUGAUAAUAAUGAUGCAGAUGAUGAUAAUGAAAAUAUUGAUAGGUCUACCUGCAAUGAUGUACUUGUGAAGCAUAAUUUACAACAGUCAACCUCCAAUGAAGUAUUGAAGAUCCAUGAUUCCUCAAAUAAUAGAGGUCGUAAAGUAAGACAGGUUGGCGAAGAUAAUCUAUGGAGUACUCCACUUUUGUUGAAUCAAGGGGAAAAAGGCUCUACUUCAGCCUCAACAGCUCAAUUACUGACAUCUUCUUCGAGUAUCAAUUCGUGGGAAAUAAAAGAGGGUCAAAUAUUUGAGAACAAGCAAGAGUUGAAGAUGAAACUCCAUCUUUAUGCAUUAAAGAAAAACUUUGAGUUUAAAGUAAAGAAGUCUGCGAAAAAUAUAUGGUGUACAGUAUGUGUUGAUGAUAAAUGCAAAUGGAGGUUGAGGGCUACAAAAUUGGUUAAUUCCAAUAUGUUCGAGGUUCGUAAAUUUUUCGGUGAACACACAUGCUCAUUGGAUGUUCGACAUAAAGAUCACUGUCAGGCAUCCCCAUGGCUUAUUGGACAUGUCAUAAGGAGAAAAUUUGAGGGUGAUGAUGUUAAUUACAAGCCAAGGUCAAUUGUAAAAGAUAUGAGUUUAUCAUAUGGAGUUCAUAUGAGCUAUGCUAAAGCUUGGAGGUGUCGAGAGCAUGCAUUGGCUUACAUAAGAGGUACACCAGAAUCAUCAUUUCAGAAACUUCCCUCAUUUAUAUACAUGAUGGAGCAAAAAAAUCCUGGAACUGUUACUCAUUUGUAG